AUGUCAGUAGCGAUCAAGCUGAGAAACCCCAGGGGCGAGGACGGUGUUACUGAUGAGGAUGGGAAGAGCUGGCUGGAAGAUGGGACAGAAGGUGGGAGUGGGGGAGGCUGUAGUUUGAGGACCCCCGCACUGCGCUGUGAGACCCUCUGGGAGCAAGUCCACCGGACGGAUGUACCCCGGGGACCCCAGCACGCACAGCAGACCCUGUACACUCGCUCCCCGCCCCAACCUGGCGAGGCUCCAGUGUGCCAGGCUGGGGGUACCGGAGCCGGGGGCGCGGUGCUGCAGGGGGCACGGAGGGGCCGGGGGCGCAGAGCGGCCGGGGUCACGGAGAAGCGGGGUCACGGAGGGGCGGGGUCUCAGAGGGGCGGGCGUCCCGAGGGGCCGGGGUCAUCAAGGGGCGGAGUCACAGAGGGGAGGGCGCACAGAGCUGCCGGGAUCACGGAGGGGCGGGGUCACGGAAGGGCCCGGGGUCACGGAGAGGCGGGGUCUUCGAGGGGCGAGCACCCCGAGGGGCCGGGGUCACGGAGGGGCGGGGUCACCGAGCUGCCGGGGCACAGACGGGCUGCGGCAGGGGAGGCCCUCGAGGUCACGGAGAGCGCCCUCUGGAGGGUGACUGGCAAUCAGUCGGUGGAACCACCGAGCGGCGGCGCAGAGCGAGGCACAUCUACCUUUCUCCCCGCUCUCUUCCCUCCCCCAGGAACGACCCCUGCUGCUCUUUCUAGCGACCCUGCUCCGUCCCCUCUGGGCGGUCGCCAGUCCUUCAUCUGCCCGCUAGUCUCUCCUCCAAGAACCCUGUCUGCCCGGGACCGCCAGUUUGGAGAGUGA
Molecule: messenger RNA, 828 nt
Organism: Lynx canadensis (Canada lynx)
Lineage: Eukaryota; Metazoa; Chordata; Mammalia; Carnivora; Felidae
Product: protein argonaute 2-like
Exons: 3
Coding region: 1-828 (275 amino acids)
Source: RefSeq, a predicted model, not a curated record